This is a messenger RNA of Nymphalis io (European peacock), 2353 nucleotides long. RefSeq names its product molybdenum cofactor biosynthesis protein 1 (gene Mocs1). The record is from RefSeq and is a predicted model, not a curated record. Gene Ontology annotation, molecular function: cyclic pyranopterin monophosphate synthase activity; GTP 3',8'-cyclase activity; 4 iron, 4 sulfur cluster binding. The transcript is spliced from 10 exons. Lineage: Eukaryota; Metazoa; Arthropoda; Insecta; Lepidoptera; Nymphalidae. The coding region runs from base 325 to 2082 and encodes 585 amino acids. Gene Ontology annotation, biological process: Mo-molybdopterin cofactor biosynthetic process.
ACUACGUAAACAUAUCGGACAUUUCGACAUUAGUAAACUUUAGUGCCGAUUCUCUUUACAGAAAGUUAUUGUGAGCCGUAGCAACAGGAAACAUAUUUAUUUAUUUAUUUUUCGAGAUUCCAUAAUUAUUUUAACCGCCACGUUGUAUGUGCUUAAUAAUCCGUUUCGAUAGAAUAAGUGCUUACAUUAACUAAAUGAUAAGGAGAACAUCAUUAACAAAUCUAUUAUGCAUAUAGCUUCUAUUUGCACUUCUUAAUUUAUUUACAAUAGGCACUUGAAUAACAUUCUUAUGUGAGUUUUUAAAUUAUCUCUAUAAAUAAAUACAUGAUGGCUUACCAUAAUAAUAUGAAGAUAAUGUUUGGAACAAAAAGUUUGAUAAACGGGAGAAUUUUUUUAAACACUUUUUUUAACAAGCAAAGACUAACACAUACCAAUAUUCAACAAGACACUCAGCUAGGUGAGAGUAAAGUGGCUCCGCUUGUAGACCUUUAUGGUCGCCAACACAACUAUCUUCGUAUAUCACUGACUGAGCGCUGUAACUUAAGAUGUCAGUACUGUAUGCCGGCUGAGGGCGUGCCGCUCAGUGCGCGCGACGCGCUGCUGUCGCGCGACGAGCUGCUGCGUCUGGUGCACGUGUUCGCCGCGCUCGGCGUCACCAAGCUGCGGCUCACGGGUGGAGAACCUUCCGUGCGCUCCGACCUCGUCGACAUUGUCCAGGAGCUGAGCGGCGUGCCGGGCGUGCGCACGCUGGCCAUGACGAGCAACGGGCUGGCGCUGGCGCGGCGCCUGCCCGCGCUGCAGCGCGCCGGCCUGCGCGCGCUCAACCUGUCGCUCGACUCGCUGCGCCCCGCGCGCUUCGAGAGCAUGGCGCGCCGACCGGGACUGCCGAGGGUGCUGGCGAGUAUGGACCUGGCGUUGCAGCUCGGCUUCGACUCCGUCAAAGUCAAUACCGUUCUCAUGAAAGGUUUUAACGACGACGAAAUCUCCGAUUUCGUGGAAUUGACUCGGGAGCGGAAAAUCGACGUCAGAUUCAUCGAGUUCAUGCCGUUCUCCGGUAACCGCUGGCAGGACGAGCGCCUCGUGAGCGAGCGAGACGCGCUGGCGGCCGCGCGGCGCGCGCACCCGCGCCUGGCGCGCGACGCGGACGACGCGUGCCGCACCGCCACGAUGUGGCGCGUGCCGGGCUACGCGGGUCGGAUAGGGUUCAUCUCUUCGAUGACGAAACCAUUCUGCUCCUCUUGUAAUCGCUUGCGACUGACCGCGGACGGGAAUCUCAAGGUGUGCCUGUUCGGGGAGGCGGAGACGAGCCUGCGCGCGGCGCUGCGCGGCGGCGCGGACGACGGCGAGCUGACCGCGCUCGUGCGCGCCGCGCUGCGCCGCAAGCUGCCGCAGCACGCCGCGGCCCCACCAGUCGCGCCUCGCCGCGUAUUUGCACGCAACUACUGCACGAGCACGCCUGAUCCGCCGCCCCCCGCGCCUGCGCGUCGCCGCCCCGCCUCCGAGCUCACGCAUCUCGACGAGCACGGGCGCGCACGCAUGGUCGACGUGGGCGAGAAGCCGAUCACUGCGCGCGCCGCCGAGGCCGAGUGCUACCUGGUAGUGGGAGCGCGCCUGCUGCGGCUAUUGCGUUCGUCGCGCCUGCCCAAGGGCGACGCGCUGACCGUGGCGCAGGUGGCCGGCGCGCUGGCGGCCAAGCGCACGGCCGACCUGAUCCCGCUGUGCCACCCGCUGCCGCUGGAGUUGGCGCACGUGCGCGUGACGCUGCCGCGCGGCGAUCACGACGGCGGCGGGCGCGUGCGCGUGUGGUGCGAGACGCGCGCGACGGCGCGCACUGGCGUCGAGAUGGAGGCCCUCACGGGCUGCGCGGUGGCGGCGCUCGCGCUCUACGACAUGUGCAAGUCGGUAGACAAGGGCAUGUCCAUCACGGAGCUGCGCGUCGUGCGUAAGUCGGGUGGCAGCAGUACGUGGCCGACGGAGGGGGGGAGCGGGAAGGGGACCGAGAGCCCGCGAGUGCGCGCGCACGACACAUCUCCGCUGCGACCAGACGAGACCUAUGCGCCCACUAAUUUUAUGUACUUCUAAUUUUAUGUUUUUGUUAAUAUAUAUACGUAACAUUUUUUAUAAUUAAAUCGUAAAGAUUGACAUUUUCUAACAUGAUGGUAAUUGUCAACUCGCUCUUAGGCGUGACUGCAAUAAUACUGUACGACUGUUUCUAGGUUGAAUCACUAUAAUAUAUUCACCCAUAUUUGGAAUGCAAUAACACUUCAAAGUUUCAGUCAACAUUAGCUCGGGAAUACCAUUAGAGGUGUUUUUAUUUUUAUGUAAUAUAAAAAAAUAGACAUGAAUGGUAUUA